This is a messenger RNA of Gryllus bimaculatus (two-spotted cricket), 477 nucleotides long. The record is from the annotation of a GenBank genome assembly. Lineage: Eukaryota; Metazoa; Arthropoda; Insecta; Orthoptera; Gryllidae.
CGGCCGCCGGAGUGGCGCCGUCGUUCCCGGACGUCGGACGUGUAGCCGCCGCCCUCCCGCACCCGCGUCCUUUCGUCCGCUCGCCGCCGCCGCCGCCGCCGUCGCCCCGCCCGCGGCCGCCGCCGUCGUCUCGCCUGCGCUCGUCCCGUCGUCCUCUCGCCCGGCGUCCCGGCCUGCCUCGCCAUGCCUGCUGCUCCGCCGCCGCCCACGUUGCUGGGGUUGGUCUUGGCGUCGCUGGCCGCCGCGCUGCUGUACCCCGUGCCCGUCGCGGACGCCGCUCGCGGAGCGUUGCUGCUGCUGCUGCUGAUGCCGAUGCCGCCGCCGCAGCCGAGGAUUACCGACUCGGCGGCGACUGCGGCGACAGAGACCCUGGGUGCAAAGCCGCGAGCCGAUAACUUGUGUGACCUUCGAGAAUUCUCGCCCUCGAGGGAUAUCUCGCUGCGCGAUGCUCCGCUGUCAUCGGGUUUCGGGUUGUAG